AACAACCCUAAUAUCAGUCUCCUUCACAAUUCCGUCACAAAUUUCAAAACCCAUCUCCAAUUUUCCCUCUCUAAACCCUGAUCCAUGGCUUCCGAUUCCUCUCCAAGCCAUUUCAAUGGCGGUCCUUCUUCACCAGAUGAUUUCGCUUCAAGUCCAAUUGGUAACACAUUCUCAUCACCCGGUGAUAGCGGUAGACAAAAUCGCCGCCGACAAAGGCCUACAUCGUCAAACUACUCAACCCCUCAACGGUCAAGAUUAAACCCAGAUGCUACUACACCUUCUUCAAUUGGAUCCCGCCGAAGAAGUCGUUCGAGGAGGGAUGCAACUCCAUCUACGCCGUUAGCCCCAACUCCGUCCUCAUCUGAGGUCGGAGAUGGGUUUGAUGGCGAUGAUGCUCCUCCAAUGUAUGUAUGGGGGACUAACAUUAGUGUUCAAGAUGUUAAUGAAUCGAUUGUGAGGUUUUUGAAGAAUUUUAGGGACGAACCUAUUGAUUUUGAUAGUGGAGAGAUUGAAGGAAAAUAUAUGAGAUCAAUUAGGAGAGUUAUUGAAAUUGAAGGUGAAUGGUUAGAUGUUGAUGCCAGCCAUGUGUUUGAUUAUGAUCCGGAUUUGUAUAACAAAAUGGUUAGGUACCCACUUGAAGUAUUGGCGAUUUUCGAUAUUGUUUUGAUGGAUAUUGUUGCUAAUGUUAAACCCCUUUUUGAGAAACAUGUUCAAGCAAGAAUCUUUAAUCUUAAGUCUUCUACUUGUAUGAGGAAAUUGAAUCCUUCAGAUAUUGAGAAGAUGGUGUCUUUAAAGGGGAUGAUUAUAAGGUGUAGCUCAAUCAUACCCGAAAUUCGCGAGGCAAUUUUCAAGUGUCUUGUUUGUGGUUUUUACACUGAUGCUGUUGUUGUAGACAGAGGAAGAAUUAAUGAGCCUCCUGCCUGCAUGAGAGAAGAAUGUAAGGCAAAGAACUCUAUGACACUUGUUCACAAUCGAUGCAGGUUUGCUGAUAAGCAGAUUGUGCGACUCCAAGAGACACCGGAUGAGAUUCCUGAUGGAGGGACACCUCACACAGUUAGCUUAGUGCUGCAUGACAAGCUGGUAGAUUCUGGGAAGCCAGGUGACCGGGUUGAGGUAACCGGAAUUUAUAGGGCAAUGAGUGUCCGAGUUGGACCUACACAAAGAACUGUGAAGUCGUUGUUUAAAACUUAUAUUGACUGUCUCCAUAUAAAGAAAACGGACAAAUCAAGAAUGCAGAAUGAAGAUCCCAUGGAAGUAGAGAUGGGUUCAAGCAGAGAUGAAGAUGAUGUGAAUGUUGACUAUCAAAAAAAGGUGGACAAAUUGAAGGAGUUGUCUAAAGUGCCUGACAUUUAUGAUCGAUUAACAAGAUCAUUGGCACCUAAUAUUUGGGAGCUUGAUGAUGUUAAGAGAGGCCUUCUUUGUCAGCUGUUUGGUGGUAGUGCAGUGAAGUUGGUAUCUGGAGCUAGUUUCCGUGGUGACAUCAACAUCCUUCUUGUUGGUGAUCCUGGGACUAGCAAGUCACAGCUGCUUCAGUAUAUCCACAAGCUAUCUCCUCGUGGAAUAUAUACAAGUGGAAGAGGAAGCUCAGCUGUUGGAUUGACAGCUUAUGUUGCCAAAGAUCCUGAAACAGGGGAAACUGUUUUGGAGAGUGGUGCCCUUGUUUUGAGUGAUAGAGGAAUUUGUUGCAUUGAUGAAUUCGACAAAAUGUCUGAGAGUGCACGAAGCAUGUUACACGAGGUGAUGGAACAACAAACAGUUUCAAUUGCAAAGGCUGGAAUCAUUGCUUCCCUUAAUGCUAGAACCUCAGUGUUGGCUUGUGCCAAUCCCAGUGGUUCACGUUACAAUCCUCGCUUGUCUGUUAUUGACAACAUACACCUUCCACCUACCUUAUUGUCAAGGUUUGACUUGAUAUAUUUGAUACUUGACAAAGCUGAUGAACAAACAGACAGGCGCCUUGCAAAGCAUAUUGUUGCACUUCAUUUCGAAGAUCCAGAGACUGUACAGCAGGAUUUCUUAGACCUUCCAACUUUAACUUCUUAUGUGAGUUAUGCUAGAAAGCAUAUCCAUCCACGGUUAUCUGAUGAAGCAGCUGAAGAAUUAACCCGUGGAUAUGUUGAGAUGAGAAAAAGAGGAAACUUUCCAGGAAGUAGUAAGAAGGUAAUAACUGCUACACCCAGGCAACUUGAGAGUCUGAUACGACUUAGUGAAGCACUGGCUCGGAUGCGUUUCUCUGAAUGGGUUGAAAAGCAUGAUGUGAAUGAAGCUAUACGACUUCUGGAAGUUGCACUGCAACAAUCAGCAACUGAUCACUCCACAGGAACCAUUGAUAUGGAUCUCAUCACAACUGGAAUAUCAGCAAGUGAAAGAUUGAGACGCGAACAAGUAUUGUCAGCUACCCGUAAUGUAAUAAUGGAUAAGAUGCAACUUGGCGGAGCAGCAGUACGCAUGUUAGAGCUGCUUGAAUAUUUAAAGGAACAGAGCUCUGGUGGUGAAAUCCACCUCAAUGAUCUACGGAAUGCAUUAGGAACCCUAGCAAAUGAGGGAUUGGUAUCUGUUCACGGUGAUAGUGUGAAAAGAAUAUAGAGAUCGACGAUGGCAGCGCCUUGGAACUAUCUAACUUUGCUUCCCUUGAAGUCGACGUUUGCAAAUCUCCCGUUUAUGUUUGGUGACGAUGGUAAUGUAAUGCCCUUGUCCGGUUGCAAAAAAAGUUUAGUACUGUGUAUGACAACAUUGUUUUGUUGUAAUUACUGUCAUCUAAGGAUAACAAAAUACUUUUUGGAUGUAUCAUAAAAGAGAAGUUGUAAAAUAUGAUUCGAUUCGAUCUACUGAAUCUGAAAUGAUCCGAAUCAGACUCUGAAAAAUAUUUACACUGUAAUUGUGAUAACUCCAUUUACUCCAUCUUUGCUCAAGUAGGAUAAAUUAUAAGGGACAUUCUUCUUGAAAGUCAAAUAUUCCUUGAACCCCCAUGAAUAUGAGCUAAAUUUAGGUCUUCUGUUAAGUCGUUUAUUUGAGUCUACCAAGGGGUGAGUAUGAACUAAUGUGGGAAGUUGUACUUUUUUAAUUC
Amaranthus tricolor (Joseph's coat) is the source of this 3064-nucleotide messenger RNA. Its product is annotated as DNA replication licensing factor MCM4. Bases 85 to 2583 code for a protein of 832 amino acids. Gene Ontology annotation, biological process: double-strand break repair via break-induced replication; DNA replication; DNA strand elongation involved in DNA replication. Gene Ontology annotation, cellular component: MCM complex; nucleus. The record is from RefSeq and is a predicted model, not a curated record. The transcript has 18 exons. Lineage: Eukaryota; Viridiplantae; Streptophyta; Magnoliopsida; Caryophyllales; Amaranthaceae. Gene Ontology annotation, molecular function: ATP binding; single-stranded DNA helicase activity; single-stranded DNA binding.